GCCAUCUAAGGACUCGAGAGAGCGAGAGAGCUGUGAGUGAGCCAGCGCGCAUGCUACUGCUUAUUUGGGUGGUGAAUGCACUUGGCUUAGACCCGCUUUUUAGGGGUGGAUUUCGGGUAUUUCGGUUGCCCGCGGUUGCGCCGUUCCAACUGGCUCAUAUUUUUCACUCGCCUGCCGACGACGAAGGCAGCCGGAUUGAUUUUCACCUGCCGCCAGCUAAAGAUUUCCCAAAUUCGAGAUUCAGUGCAUCAGGAUGAGCCUCAAGUCGAGUGCCAGGAUCAAGAAGCGCCGCUCGGAGGCAGCGGCGGCCACGUACCCGGUUCCCUUGGCAUCUCCCACUUCCGCCACACCAAAUCCUCCUGCAAACACAGGAAAUGGCAACCCCAAUCCCUGCCAGAGCUCCGCCAAGAAGCACAGCUUCGUGGGCCGCAAUCCCAACUUCGAUACGGACGAGACCAAGCUGCUCAUCCAGCUGUGGGGCGAUCCCAAGCUGCAGCGCACCCUCAUCACCACGCACAAGAAGCACGCGGUGAUCUGUCAGCUGGCGGCCAAGAUGCAGGAAUACGGCUACCAUCGCUCGCCGGAGGAGAUAACCACGCGGAUCAAGAAUCUCAAGUGCUUCUACAAUCGGCUGAAGAAGGACAAGGAGUGCGGCGGAAUGUCCACCGAUUCGGAGCCCAGUUGGAAGCACUUUGCCGAGAUGGACGCCAUCAUGACCAGGCCCAUCUUCAGUGUGCGUCCCAAUGAGGUGCCGGCGCCCUCGCUCAAGUACCAACUGGAGCAGGCACUCGAGGAGCACGCGGAGCGGCGCAAAAGGCGGUUGGAAAACGGGGAGGAGCUUUCGGAUACCGACAACGAGGAGGAUGACAUGCUGCUCUCCGCUUUGGUAAGCAAAAAUAAGGAGUCGGGUGGCGGGAAUAAGGCUCUUGAAGCCGGCUGCCUCGAAUCCGACCUGGACAUGAACGAGGAAUCCUUCUCCAAGCGCCGCAAACUCUCCUCGGAAGUCGAUGUGGACAUAGGCGAGGCUCUCACCUCAUCCUGCAUCAAAAGCGAGCCUGCCCAGGAGGUGGAUGCAGUAGCUCCUCCGCCAGUGGAGCCCGAGGCCGAGGAGGAUGAUGACUGCAUGCUUUUGCCGCAGCCCAAAGAAGAACCCAUCGAUGUGGAUGCCUCGGAUGAUUCGCCAAAUGAAAAGUCCCCCAGCUCCAGUUCUUCAUCCACUCUGGCCGAGAUGUUGCAGCGGAACAAGCCCAGCAAUCUGCUGCCCUUCACCGGGGCCAAUGUCAUCAUCCCGGCCAGCAUCACCACCACCACGGCUAGCAUAAGUUCAAGUACAGUGAGUUCCACUAAUGCGGCAAGCAAACUGCAGGGCGGUAAAAUCUCGCUGGUGCCCACGAACUUCCUGAUGCAAUCCAAGCUCCCAGCUGCCGCGGGACCAAGUCCCCUGGCCACCAGUGCAACCAAGGGAGCUGCUCCACAGCAACUGCAACUCCUGCAGAGUGCCAUCAAUCAGGGCGCUCGUCUGAUGAUCAGCGGAUCCGCGGCGGCACCGGCUCAGCCUAGCAACGCCGGUCUGGUGGCCACCGCACCCGGCGGCGUCAAGUUCGUGCUGGUCAAUGCGGAGCAGGCCAAGGCGGCGGCCGCGGCUGCAGCGGUGGGCAAGUCCUCUGCCUCCUUGCCCCUGGCCACCGCUCAGGCGCAAGUUCAGGCGGCGGUGCAACAGCAGCAGCAAAAGUUGCAGCAAAGCCUCCAGCAGGAGCAGCAUUUGCAGCAUGUCCACCUGGAGAAGGAGGAGAAUCGAAGGGAGAAAGCCAGGGAGGAGCUGCAGUCCAAGCGACACAUGACAACCAUGAGAAUCCUGCUGCGUCAGCUGCUGAAUGCCCAAAACGAAGCCAACGAGAUCCAGCACAAUCGUCUGUCGCUGGAACGCGAGCGUCUGGACUGGGAAAAGUCCAUGGGCGAUCGGCUGCUCAACUUGCUGCCCAGUCUCCUGCAGCCUGCAGCUCCUGCCGCUUCUCCUUGCUCAACUGCCCAACGUCUGCAGCCACCCAAACUGCUCUUCACCACCGCUCUGCCGAUGGGCAAUGGCACUGUUACCAUGCCACACAUCCUAACAUCCAAUUCGCUGCCCAAGGUAAUAACGACCACAAGUUGUAAUAGUGGAGUUGCGGUGGCAGGAUCAGGAGGAGGAGCAGGAGGAGGAUUAGUUGCCACCAAGCCGGUUGACAAUGACGUCCAAUUGGUCACGCCCAAGAAGGAAAAGGAGGCCUGAACCGAUGUCGAACUGGUCGUUUUAAGUGAUUGAUAUUAGAAACGUCUUUCAGUGAUCUCAAAGAAAUGAUAUUCUGGUCUUUACUUUAGUCUACUCUAAAAUGAUGCUCCUAAUAAUAAACAUUGAACUAGUCUCUCAGUUUAAAAA
This is a messenger RNA of Drosophila takahashii, 2416 nucleotides long. RefSeq names its product myosin-11. NCBI's taxonomy places the organism in Eukaryota, Metazoa, Arthropoda, Insecta, Diptera, Drosophilidae. The record is from RefSeq and is a predicted model, not a curated record. Gene Ontology annotation, biological process: positive regulation of DNA-templated transcription. Gene Ontology annotation, cellular component: nuclear body.